This is a messenger RNA of Dermacentor silvarum, 1695 nucleotides long. RefSeq names its product transcription factor SOX-21-like. Gene Ontology annotation, biological process: cell differentiation; anatomical structure morphogenesis; regulation of DNA-templated transcription. Gene Ontology annotation, molecular function: RNA polymerase II cis-regulatory region sequence-specific DNA binding; DNA-binding transcription factor activity, RNA polymerase II-specific. Lineage: Eukaryota; Metazoa; Arthropoda; Arachnida; Ixodida; Ixodidae. The record is from RefSeq and is a predicted model, not a curated record.
GGUCCAGCGGCUGCCGCCAGUGCACCCAACUUCACAAGCGGCGGUUCCGGCCGCGGCAGCGUCGACCACGUCAAGCGUCCCAUGAACGCGUUCAUGGUUUGGUCGCGGGGCCAGCGCCGCAAGAUGGCCAUCGAGAACCCCAAGAUGCACAACUCGGAGAUCUCCAAGCGCCUGGGCGCCGAGUGGAAGCUGCUCACGGAGUCCGAGAAGCGCCCCUUCAUCGACGAAGCCAAGCGCCUGCGGGCCUUGCACAUGAAGGAGCAUCCCGACUACAAGUACCGGCCGCGACGCAAGCCCAAGCCGGUCCCGUCUGGCAGCCCCGGCGCUGGUGCAACCGCGACGUCGACGAGCCCUGCGACGGCGGCUGCGGUGGUGGCGAAACCGAUGGCAUCGAUGGCUACCGAACGACCCUUCUUCGGUUUCGAGUCUCCCUUCAGCCGCCUGGAGAGCGAGAAGGCAGCCACGGUGCACCCGGCCCUGCCGGUUGCAGCCAUGCCACCCGUCUCCGCGUCCCAGCACUGGCUAAGCUCGAGCUUGGCCAAGCUCAGAGGCGAACCUUCGCCGUUGUACUACAAGAGCGAGCUGGCGUCGCAUUCGCCCCUGUUCGCCUCGCAGUCUCCUCCCGUGGCGGCGGGCAACUUCCUAUGCCCGCUUCCUCCUCCGGGGCAGAGCGGCUUCAUGCCUUGCCCGUGCCCAUCGUACUACUCGCCAGCGGCUCUUCACCUCCUUCCGUGCUUCCUUCUCAAGCCUCACGAAGGAAUGCAUGGACUCACCAGGCCCCACACGGUCCUGGCCACGUCGCCCAUGGCUUGAGCUACAAAGAAAGCCGGCGGUUUGUGAUUGUGUACAUUCUUGGACUUGCAGACUUUGUCAGUGCCAAGCUUGAAGCUACGAUGAAAAACAUUUUUUUUUUUUUUUCGGGUGAGCCGAAUAUUCGUUCCUCUAUCAGCGUCUCCAGGGGCACGGCCGAACCAAACGCAAGCUUCGAGGAGAUGCCGAAAGACUUGUCAAAAGUAUGUGUGUAGUUCAUUGCCAUUUACGAACUGACUCAUCGGUGACGUUAUGUACAUAUUAGUUUUUCUCGCGAUGCGAUGAUCGUGGCUACUCUUGUAAAUACGGUAGUCAGAACGCGUGUUAUAUUUUGUGUACUGCCCGCCAUAGACGGUGGAGGAAAGGACUGAUCAAUACACGGUCGGGAUGCUUUCUAGUCCAGCACACUGCACGUGAGGGUGCUCAAGAAUAGAGGAGCGACGAAAUCGCCAUCAGCAUACGACAAGACGAGCUUUCUGAAAGAAGCAAAAUAUUCCUCCGCGGGAAGCGAUGCGAAAUAAGCCAGAUAUGCAAGAAGAAUAAGAGUAUGGGGUGAAAAAAUUAAGAAGACAAGUUCAAGGAAUAAUAGGCCAGCUGGAGAAAAAAAAAAAGCCGCCGUGGUCAAGCACAAAAGCAACCAUUCACCGACAAAGAGAGAACAAGAGCAAUUGACUCUUUGUAUAUGCGGAAGGUGAAGCGGCCACAAAAGACCGAGAGCUUGAAGAGAAGAGUGGGGCGCUACGACGAGGCCUCGGCUUUUCAAGAAAUUACCGCAUUCAUCAGGUCACCUGUCAGCGCGCCAUUCAAGGCGCAGCGCAUUUUCGCUGCCAAGCGCCCUCUCACACGCAGCCAACAUGAGCGACUGCUAUGAGGGGAAGAAGAAGA